Molecule: messenger RNA, 1040 nt
Organism: Postia placenta MAD-698-R-SB12
Lineage: Eukaryota; Fungi; Basidiomycota; Agaricomycetes; Polyporales; Adustoporiaceae
Exons: 2
Coding region: 1-630 (209 amino acids)
Source: RefSeq, a predicted model, not a curated record
AUGAUCGAGGUUGGGCGGAUCCCUGAUAAUGAUUCGGAGGGACACAUAGUGCGCCGCGAGGCACUGCAGCCCCUUCUGCGUUUGGAGCAUCUGCGAGUACUCGAUAUCCAGGGCUGCCCGGUGGACCUCGACGACGAUUUGCUGCGCGACAUGGCGCUUGCUUGGCCAAAAUUGGAACGUCUUGAACUGGGGGGUGAACGCGGGUCGUGGGUACCGAAUCCGCGUGCGACGCUCCUUGGUCUCAUCCCCCUGGCCCAGCACUGCCGUCAUCUGCAAUACGUCGGGCUCGUGUUCGACACACAGUGUGUGGGUACCGCCGAGGAGUGUGAGCAGCGGCCCGGCGGUGGUGUGCGGAACCGUCUCGUAGAGGAGCUCGGUGUGGGUAACUCAAUUAUCAAGGACCCAGUGCCCAUCGCAAGCUUUUUAUCGUCGCUGUUUCCCAAUCUAUGGUAUAUUUGUAGAUCAUGGCCGCACGAAGACGACGCGGAAGAGGACGACGCGGAAGAAGACUUCGAGAUGUCGCGUCGGUGGACGCAGUGUGCGCAAUUGGCAAGAGAGUUUGCCCGGGUACGCAAGCAGGAACGGAAAUGGCAGAAGUCCGCAAGGGCCAUAGAGGAUGCUCCCCAGUGAUGGCACGUUGCAUUCCGUACCUCGUGGCUCGAGUGACAGUUCACAGCACAACAAUGGAGUAUUAGGACCGCCGAUACAACACCGUAUGUUCUGGCUUUUGUGGCAAGUUUGCCCAUACCAACUUGGGAACUCAGGGUGCAAAUCAAAGCUCUAAGGCACCGUCUGUCAUUCUGGCGACUAGUCAGUGUUACAACUUGCGAACUGAACAACAUACGACAUGUGCAAUCGCGUUACAAUCCCUGCAAGGGGCUCGCCAAGUAACAUGACACGGUAUGUAGACAAAGGAGAAAGCAUUCAAAUAUUAUGCCUGGAGUUUGAGACACUAAAUUUGUCUACAAUGUAUGGGAGACAAGAGAUACUAGUACUGUAGUUUGCAAUUGAACACAAUGCAUAAACACGUGCGUAUGCAC